This is a messenger RNA of Eremothecium sinecaudum, 339 nucleotides long. RefSeq names its product Mhf1p (gene MHF1). Gene Ontology annotation, molecular function: chromatin binding; protein heterodimerization activity. The record is from RefSeq and is a predicted model, not a curated record. Gene Ontology annotation, cellular component: FANCM-MHF complex; Fanconi anaemia nuclear complex. The transcript has a single exon. Gene Ontology annotation, biological process: replication fork processing; resolution of meiotic recombination intermediates. NCBI's taxonomy places the organism in Eukaryota, Fungi, Ascomycota, Saccharomycetes, Saccharomycetales, Saccharomycetaceae. Bases 1 to 339 code for a protein of 112 amino acids.
AUGUCCGAUUCUGCUGAACUUCGAAAGAAGCGCCUUGUAGGUCAACUUAAAGGUAAACUUUGGUACUGUAUUGAGCAGCAAUUGCGCAGUGAUUUGCCCAACGGCACGGCAUUCACUCCGAAAUUUAUCAACGCUCUCGUUGAGCUUUGUUUCACACAAUUGGUGGACCUCGGCAGCGAUCUUGAGGCAUUCGCCCGACAUGCAGGCCGCAGUACGAUUGUAGGAGACGAUCUGAUGCUGCGAUUACGAAAGAACCCGGAGCUUCAAGCUCUUCUUCGCGCUGAGCUCGAGCAAUCAAGACUGGAAGCGAAGACCAGAUCUGCUCUGCGACAUAAGUAA